AUGGGCAGCCAUCAAGAGACCCAUGGUGUCCAUGAUUUCGAGGGUGUUAGCGGCAGCCGAUUCUACUACGUGCAAGAUCACACCCCAUCGCAAAGGAUCUCUUUGGGGUUAAGUAACGAACACAUCAUUUCUGGUGCCAAGCGCAAGAGCAAAGCUCCAGCCCGCUUGAUACAUGGCGAGCGAGAUAUCCCGCAAAGAGAUGAAUGGAAGUUAAGGAAAAAGCGUCGCAAGUCAGAUACUACGCGGGACGAGGGAAAGAAGGAAGAAACAAUUGGCAUCAUCAUCCCGCCUCGCAACCUGUCCUGCGAUCCCGAUGACUCGCCGUUGACCGAAUUGGAGGACCUGCCGGACGAAACAAGUAGCUUGGCUUCUGACUCCUCGACGGAUGGUGCUCAUGUAGCCUCUCGGGAAUCCCGUGAGGAUCCCCAGCUACACGGCACAGAUGAAGUUGGGGGAAGCCCGCUCGCCCCAGAGGAUGGAUGUCUUAGAUGCAGAGGGAGGAUGAUAAAUCUCAACCACCAGCUGCAACAGGCGCUACUUUGCAGGAGCCGUGAGACGGUCUCGCUGCAAAACGAACUUGAGACUCUUCGUCGACAGAACGACCGUCUCAGGGCGAAACUCGCCAAUGUCACUUCAAGCAACGAUCCCACCAUAACGAGGUUCUCAGCGGAUAGAUUACUUGAUCAGAAGGAUGAGGUAGACAGACUUCGUGGCCGCCUUUCGAAAGCCCUUGAGCUUGUUGAGAUUGUCCGUUCGCCUCCAUCCUACGACGAUGCGUUUGCCAUGUCGACGGGUUUUGUGAACAAGGAAAUGGAUGCACUGAGCAACUACGUCUUCUACACAGCGGAUUCGCUUCGGAAGAUACGAAGGGAUUAUGUGAGAGAUGAGACAAUGAGCGAGGGUCUAAUUCAACUCAUCCAGCAAACUAUAACGAGUAAAGAGCUUCUCUCCACAGAGCCUCUUUCGGCUUUUCGCGCCCUUACUUUUGGCUAUAUUCAGGAACGCAUCUUUUGCGGCCAGGGGAUAUGGAGAGACCUCCAUUUCGACGGCCUAAUGCUGAGGCAGUACCAAAGCAUUCUGGAACAAAGCGUUUCAUGUGAGGCACUUGAAAAAUACCACCGCGCGGCAGUGCAUCUUGCCUUAACAAAGAACUCAGAAUUUAAGGAAGCGUUUGUGUCUGGCUACGCUGAACAGAUACAAUUCGAGUUCCUCAACAUGAUGGCACCUUUACUCCACCGAGUGGACGUGGACCCCCAGUUUAAGCAUCGAAUGCGGACGUUAUUCCGUCAUGCCCUCACCCUACGUGCGAACUGCUACCCCCACAUCGGAACGCGCUAUCAACUCGUGCAAUUCAAGCCAGGUCAUUUGUAUGAUCAGCAAAUUAUGCGAGCAGAGGAUAGGCUUGGGGUAACUGUAAAUGUUCCUGAGGACGGACCGCAGCGUCGCAUUAAGGUCUGUGUGCAUGGGCUGAUGAAAGCUCAUUCAGUGCAAGAGAACGCGACUGGACUCGGUCUGAUUCAAGAGCUCAGUCAGCCGUUUCUUCAGGGAGGAGACAGACAUGGCCACAUUAUCAGUGACAAGGCCGUUGUUAUCCUUGAGUCAUGA
This is a messenger RNA of Aspergillus terreus NIH2624, 1605 nucleotides long. RefSeq lists its product as uncharacterized. The coding region runs from base 1 to 1605 and encodes 534 amino acids. The transcript has 3 exons. NCBI's taxonomy places the organism in Eukaryota, Fungi, Ascomycota, Eurotiomycetes, Eurotiales, Aspergillaceae. The record is from RefSeq and is a predicted model, not a curated record.